UUAAUAAAGACACAUGCGGUCUUUGGCGGAAAAUUCUGGCAAAUCCUUGGAAAUGCCUUGCGCCUUCUGCAGUCAAAAUAAUUGUCAUUACGAUCGAUGCCGCUAACCAGCCAAUCAUCCUCCACUUCCUCGCUCACUAGAGCAACCCGCCCCUUUCCUGCUCUACCAGACUCUCCUAAUGGGAGGCGGUCCGAAGUUCUGACCAAUCAAUUGGACAGACACGUGCUUUAGCCAAUCAGCAUAGCUUUCACAGGCGGGACUUUUCGCUGUCCCAUGAGCUGUGAGCUUUCGGUGUCUCUGUGUCAAGCCGGUGCAUGGUCAUUCUCCAGCUGCCGUCAUGAUGCAAAUGCUGGCCGAGUUGUCCGUAGAAAGUCAGAUUUUCUACUCGGUGCUAUUCUUUUCAUGGAUCGUAUACACAUGGGAGGCUUACCUUUCUAAUAGACAGAGAAAGAUUUAUCGUACCACAACACAUGUACCGGCUGAACUAGGAAACAUUAUGGAUGCAGAGACAUUUGAAAAGUCUCGCCUGUAUCAACUGGAUAAAAGUACCUUCAGCUUUUGGUCAGGAUUGUAUUCUGAGGCAGAAGGCACGCUUAUCCUUCUGCUAGGAGGAAUACCAUUCCUGUGGAAUGUUGCUGAGCAAGUGUUGUAUCGUGCUGGCUUCAGUGCAGAAUAUGAGAUUAUUCAUUCAUUGGUGUUUUUGCUGCUUGCCACAUUGUUUAGUACAUUUACUGGCCUUCCAUGGAGUCUCUACAAUACCUUCGUCAUAGAAGAACGUCAUGGGUUCAACCAGCAGACUCUGGGCUUUUUCUUUAAAGAUGCUGUAAAGAAGAUCUUGGUUACACAAUGUAUUCUCCUCCCAGUUGCAUCUCUUCUGCUGUACAUCAUCAAAAUGGGUGGUGAUUACUUCUUCAUCUAUGCUUGGCUCUUUACAUUAGUGGUUUCUCUGGUCCUUGUAACAAUAUAUGCAGAUUAUAUUGCACCUUUAUUUGAUAAGUUUACACCACUGCCAGAAGGAGAUUUAAAAGAAGCAAUUGAAAACAUGGCGAAAAGCAUUGACUUUCCCCUGACCAAAGUAUAUGUUGUUGAAGGCUCAAAGCGUUCCUCACAUAGCAAUGCAUACUUCUAUGGUUUCUUCAAGAACAAACGGAUUGUUUUAUUUGAUACCCUUCUGGAGGACUACUCCCCACUGAACAAGGAAGGCACGGACGACACAUCAGGAAACGAGAACACUGAACUAAAAUCAAAAGUCAAACAGAAUCUUAACAAGAAGCAAGGCUGCAACAAUCAAGAGGUUCUCGCUGUGCUGGGCCAUGAGCUGGGACACUGGAAACUGGGACAUACAGUCAAGAAUAUAGUUAUUAGCCAGGUGAACUCUUUUCUGUGUUUUUUCCUUUUUGCUGUGCUAAUUGGUCGUAAAGAACUGUUUGAAGCAUUUGGAUUUCACAACACUCAGCCGACCCUUAUAGGCCUAAUGAUCAUUUUUCAGUUUAUCUUCUCUCCUUAUAAUGAGGUUCUUUCCUUCUGCCUAACGGUAUUAAGCCGAAGAUUUGAAUUUCAGGCUGAUGCAUUUGCCAGGAAUCUUGGAAAAGCAAAAGACUUGUAUUCUGCUCUUAUUAAAUUAAAUAAGGAUAAUUUGGGCUUUCCUGUAUCAGACUGGCUAUUUUCAAUGUGGCAUUAUUCCCACCCCCCUUUACUUGAAAGACUGCAAGCCUUGAAAGUGGACAAGCAAAACUGAUAGUAUUAAUGAAGGUUUAAAGUGUUUUCAUCUGGAAGAAAAUACUGCUGAUUAAUCCUUUUUUUUUUUUGUUUUAUGGUUCAUUCCAUGGAGUAGAACAGCAUUUAAUAAAUACUAGUAUAUUAGCCUUUGAAUGAAAAACACUUUUAAAGACCUAGGAAGGAAAGUAAACUUGUACAUGACUUUUUUCUAAACAAAAAAGCAGAGGGUUUUAAUUAAAGGAAAAUUAUUUUGUACCAUGGAGUCUUAUUUUCCCUUUUUUAUAUACUGAAAUCUUCAGUGUCAAGAAGUAUGAUUUGUAAACUGUUGUAUGAGGUUCGCCUUAUUGUUUCUUCCUGUGACUGUAAACAGGCAUGUUUUAUUGUGCUUAAUUUAGUGUGGUAACUCUUUUAUGUGUAACAGUGUGCAAGCCUUAAGUGUUCUCUUUAGAUGAAGUGUUAUCCAAAGAGGAAUGAAAAAAGUCAAUAGAUAUGAACAGAAUUUCUUCUUGCUCUGUCGUUGGAUAAGUUAUUUUGCAUUGAACCUCAAAGAAAUCUUUGUUUUGCGUUUUGUCUGUCAAUAAAGCACGUUUUGCUUUCA
This is a messenger RNA of Xenopus laevis (African clawed frog), 2317 nucleotides long. RefSeq names its product zinc metallopeptidase STE24 L homeolog (gene zmpste24.L). Bases 338 to 1738 code for a protein of 466 amino acids. The transcript is spliced from 10 exons. Gene Ontology annotation, molecular function: endopeptidase activity; metallopeptidase activity; metalloendopeptidase activity. Lineage: Eukaryota; Metazoa; Chordata; Amphibia; Anura; Pipidae. Gene Ontology annotation, biological process: proteolysis; CAAX-box protein processing; regulation of defense response to virus. The record is from RefSeq and is a predicted model, not a curated record. Gene Ontology annotation, cellular component: nuclear envelope; endoplasmic reticulum membrane; membrane.